This is a messenger RNA of Anoplopoma fimbria (sablefish), 693 nucleotides long. RefSeq names its product myoD family inhibitor domain-containing protein-like. The record is from RefSeq and is a predicted model, not a curated record. NCBI's taxonomy places the organism in Eukaryota, Metazoa, Chordata, Actinopteri, Perciformes, Anoplopomatidae. The transcript is spliced from 4 exons. The coding region runs from base 1 to 693 and encodes 230 amino acids.
AUGUUACCAGGAGACCGUUUACAUGUGGACGGGACGGAGGAACAGAGCAACCUGACUAAAGGUAGUGGGUCUUUAACAUCAGCGGAGGAAAUCCCUUCAUCAUGUGACCCUGUAAGCAGAGGAAAUACCAUCCCCACUGACCUCAUCAGCACCCAGCCUCAGCCUGCUGCAGCUGCACCAGCAGAGGCCUCACAGGAGGCAACAAGGUUAAAGAAGCCUCAGUGUGACCCACAGAAGCCCACCUGCACGCGAUGUGGCCUCACAGUCCCAGACCACGGACUCCCCCCUCCGUCACCGGACCGGAGCCGGCUGCAGGGCUCCAGCUUGUCGGUGCACAGCAGCAGCAGCAGAAGGAGCAGGAGGAGCGGGAGGAGCAAGGGUAGUGUGUCCGGCUCACACCAACCUACUGCUACACCUGGUGACUCCUGUUUACACCUGCUGCUGGCAUGCCUGUCGUGCCAGUGCUCUGUGCUGCUCCUGGGUCUGUUGGAGGCCUGCUCCUCCUGCCUGGAAACCCUCUGCUCAUGCUGCUGCCACGCCUGUGCCCGCUGCUGUUCGGCCAUCCAGGAGGCUCCCGUGGAGGAGCUCAACUGCCACGCCCACUGCCACUCGGUGCUGUUCGAGUCUUGCUGCGAGCCCACCGAGUGUCUGGAGUUUUGUCUGGAGUGCUGCGAGAUCUGCCAUCACAGCUAG